AUGUCUGCCUCUGACGCUGGUCACUCUCGGUCGAAUACUGUCGUUGCCGACGACUACCCUGACUUCCCAAAGGACCCGCGCUUGAGGAGAACGAUCCCUCCGAACAACACAGAUAGGGCUCGGACGCUGGUCUUAUGUUUUGACGGAACCGGGGAUCAAUUCGACAGUGAUAACUCCAACGUCGUCAACUUCUUCUCGCUGCUCAAGAAGGAUGACCCCAGAGCACAGCUCGUGCCGGUAUCGGGACCGUAUUGCAUUCCCGACGUGGCUUCGCCUCUAGCAGCAAAGAUCAGCAGAAUGAUCGACAGCAUGAUCGGUAUUCACCUCGACGCGCAUGUUAUGGGUGGAUACGAAUUCCUUAUGCAAAAUUACGAAGCUGGGGAUAAGAUCUGUAUUUUCGGAUUCUCCCGUGGUGCCUAUACGGCCCGAGCGCUUCGCAGGGAUGUAAGAUUCAUAAGAUCGGCCUUCUCCCUCGAUGCAAUCACCAAGCAAGUCCCCUUCGCCUACCGCAUGUACUCGCGCGAAGACGAACUCGGCUGGGCCCAAAGCGCAGCUUUCAAAAAAGCUUUCUCCAUCGAUGUCGAUAUCGACUUUCCUAGGCGUAUGGGACACCGUCGAUUCAGUAGGGAUCAUCCCCCGUCGACUCCCCUUCACGGUUUCGAAUACGCACGUGACGGCACUUCCGCCAUGCGCUUAGCCUUGGAUGAGCGUCGCGUCCGGUUCAGGCCCUCCUUAUGGCACCGUGCUCGUCACGAUGUGGAACCGAUGGGUGUGAAGCCUGGUGAGAUGCCCAAGCCGAAGCGUCACAACUCUUCGAAACCACACCCACACCGCGAGAAGACUCUCCCCCAGCGUGAGCGAGAGUACGACUCUACAUACUCAAGUUGCCAUGUGGAUACACCGACGGAUGUGGAGGAAGUCUGGUUCGCGGGAUGUCAUUGCGACGUCGGCGGAGGAUCUGUAGCCAACGAUGUCACUAACAACUUGGCACGUAUCCCUUUCCGCUGGAUGAUUCGGCAAUGCUUCCUCGUCAACACGGGCAUCAUGUUCCACCGCGAACUGCUCAGACAGUUUGGACUAGAACCCUCGAUGCUCUACCCAGUCGUGAAGCCUCGUCCUCCACCGAUUACGGACCUCCCGCACCCGUCAGAGUCGUCGUCUAGCAGCGGCACUCUCGCCCUCGCACCCAUGUGGUGGAUUCUGGAACUGCUGCCCGCCAAGGUUAGGUACCAGAAGAAGGAUGACACCUGGGGCAAGACUAUCACCAUGAACAAGGGCCAGCCGAGGCAUAUCCCGCGUCAACGCAAGCAGGGAAUCAAGGUCCAUCGUACGGUCAAGUUGAGGAUGGAGUCCAAGCAUGUUGAAGGGGGAUACGAGCCGAAGGCUGGUUGGAUCGUGGAGCCGACUUGGGUUGAUUGAAAACCUUGGACUUACCUUACUUGAUAUGUGAGCUAUGGUUAUGAGUUUCUUAUUAUACUACUAUGAUAAUGUAAUAGCGCCGGCAAGCGGCAGAGCCCGCUACCUUGAUCUCCCUUAUCACGAAAGAUUUACGAAAGAUGAUACUUGUACAAGUGGUCUCAUGUUGGACCAGAGAAUAGGUACAUAUACAGAAACAAAACUCGCUCGGUGUCGGCCUUCGGCCGCCGCCAGCUCUCAUUUUGCUCACACCGGCUCGCUCUUCAAAAGCC
This is a messenger RNA of Desarmillaria tabescens, 1688 nucleotides long. RefSeq lists its product as uncharacterized. The record is from RefSeq and is a predicted model, not a curated record. NCBI's taxonomy places the organism in Eukaryota, Fungi, Basidiomycota, Agaricomycetes, Agaricales, Physalacriaceae. Bases 1 to 1419 code for a protein of 472 amino acids. The transcript is spliced from 15 exons.